GUGUAUGCUAAUGAGGAUAAUUUCCAUGUGGGUAAUAGCUGACUGUGUGGAUCAAAUGUCUUUGUCUUUGAGCCACAUUAUGUGCAUUAUUCCUUUGUUUUUUGCAAACAAAACUAAUCCGUGAGUGAGUAUACAGGUAAUGGUUUCUUCAGGCAAAUGAUAGAGAACUGCCACAUCAAGGAAAUGAAGCUGAAAGUCAUGCCUUCACUGAAUAUAAGCUUUCUAUUGACUUAGAAGCUUGUCAAGUUAGCUGCUACAGAGGCUGACCAUCUAUAGUUCACAGCAAUUUGAAGGAGUUUCUACCCUUCCACUGUCAUUAUUGUCAAAUGCUAAAGAGAGAAUAAAUAGAAAUGUGACAAUAAAUUAUCAUUAUUUAUAAAACAUAUGUAUCCUUCCAUAUCUUAGGAAUUAAUUUGUUUACAAAAGUUCAGUCCUUGUAGAGAAUUAUGUAAGUUUAAAUAUAAAUUUAAUUUGCACAUUUGUGAAACAUAAAAACAGGGACAACAACACAGUAAUAAGAUGCAGUGAUAAAAUAUGUAGAAAUAAAAAUAGAGUAUCACAAUGCUAAUAUAUAUCUAUACCAUUAUUAGUAUUACUUUAGGAAUAGGAUGAGCAAUGAUCCUUCUUUCAAACCCCCUCUUAUUUCUGGAAUCACUUUAACCAUUUUUCUCUGUUCUUUCUUCCUCCAUAAUGCAUUUGAUUCUGUUUCAUUUUGUCAUCUACAAAUUAGGUUUACACUUUGUUCAGUGAGAUUUAUCAAAACAAGUAUGAAUAUGAGCAGCAGAUGUCUGUCUAUAGAUCUGUGUGAGGAGGCAGACAGCCAACUACUUGCCUUCAUCUUAUUUUUCAUCAUUUCCUGACUUAUUUUUCUUUCCCCAAAUUAGCUUGGAGCUACUGUCUGAUUCUCAUUCUGGAAGGAUUAAUCCACAGACUCCCAGCGGGACUGAUAAAAAACAGUUCAAACAUAAAAACAACAGUAAAGCAGCAGUAAUUGUCCUCUGGUACCACAAACAAACUGUUAAUUUGAAGAGUGCCUUCCUCUUUCUGCAUCUUGUAAGUGGUGUGUGGAAUGUCAAAUACAUUAUGCCAAAGUGAAAACAACAGUCCAGAGUUUAGUCAGUUUGCAUUUUAACAGCAUUGGAUCAGAGUAGUAUUUUGAAGCGUGUUUUUUCCACAAGCACACUCAGUUUGUUCUUAAAUCAAAAUCAUAAUCCUCUGGAUGUUUCUCAGGCGGAAACUCAUCUCGCCUUUUGUCGAGUGUUUCUCAUUUAAUCUGAAAAAUUUAUUUUUGGAUUGUUUCUUUAUCUACAGGCUUACUCUCAUUCACAUAUCAUCUCACCCUCAGCCUUCAGGAAGGCUAAUGUGAAGAAAACCAGUAAUAAACACCAUAGAUUGUCUGGGAUUUUGCUUUCUGUUCAGUUCACUGCACAUUUUUAGCUUAUUCAGGCUUCACAUUGACAUUCCAAUUUUUAAGCCAGGUGUGUUCAGCUUGAUAUGAUCUAAAUGUUGACUGGAUGUUUUGUGGCAAUGGAUAGGUUGAGCUAAAAACAAUCAGAUAUACAUGGAUUGAGGGAUGCAUCUCCUCUCAUGCAGUACAGUCAUCCUGGCAGCUAUAAUAACUGCCAGGAGGAGGCGCUUAUCUCACACUGUGCAGAAGGAUAACUGAGGAACUGAAUCACAAAAAACUGUGACUUUGUCCCCUGUUAUCAAAACCCAAAGCGUGUGUCUCUUAUGAUUUAGCUGCCCUGACAUUACCACAUUAUGAAUGACGAUAGAGUCCAGUGUGACAGAGCUGAAAAUAUACUUUCAGUAAACAUAAUAAAAAGAUGAAAAGCAAAGAUAUGACAUAAAUUCAUGCCGUUUUCAAAUCAGGUCUGCAAUUUGUCAUAUAAACAAUCUCAGCUGUUAAACUUAGACACUUGAAGUGCUGCUCAGUAAAUCAUACUGACAAUAAUGAUAGCUACAGUAUGUCUGAGUGGUUGUUUUAUGGAGUGAAGGUCUGUUCUAUUCACCCCCCACUGACAUGUUUAUUUCCAAGAAGAAGAAGAUAGAUGAGAGGCAUGAGUUUGGAGGGAAAACUAUAUUAUUAGAGUACAAUUACCAUAAUCUGCAAGUUUGGGUGCAUUUGUUGUGUGGAAGUGGAACCAUAUAUUGUGUUGUUUGCAGUAACCAAAUAUGUAACAGAUGCAGCAAUUAGCCCAGAAGUUUAUUUAAAUCUUCUGUAUCUAAACUCAAGUAGAGUGUUCUUUACGUUUCUUUAAGUUUCUGUUAUAUGUUUAAUUUGUUUCCCAUAUCUAUUCUGUACCCAGUAUAUACUGUAUGAACAUAGGAUAAUUGGAAAGCUCAAAAUGACAAAGCAUAAAAUGAGUUUUAUGUGUGAACCAUUAAUCUAGAAUUAAAAUUAGCAUCUCUUCAAGCUUUUGGGGCACCAUUGGUGCAACAUCCCAGUCCUGCACCAACCCCCCAAUUUCUCUGUCUGUGAUUUUUAGAGGCCCUGGACAAAAAGAACAUUUAGAGAAGAAACAGUGAUAACAGUGAUCUGGUACAAAACAUAUUUUUGCAGCAUUAAACCUGCAGAUGCGAGAUGCAAACACACAAACACUGGUCCUAUAGAGCUGUGAAGAAGCAGUAAAAAGCUUCAGGCUGUUUCCUGUAGGGGGCGUACAGUUUGACAAACACUGGAUUAGCCUCUGGCAAUGCUCAGGAGAUUAUUCAAACAGCAUCUAAAAAAAGCUCUCCACUCAAUGCUACAUUCACAGAGUGUAAGUGAGCGACACUUGGUGUGGGGUUCAGCUGCCUGUUGCGUGCCAUGACUUCGUUUUACCGGAUACUUAUCCUGUUAUCUGUGGCCGUGGCCUCUGUGGCGACACGCAGGUCCCAGCGGACAAAAAGAGGGUUACUCGAGUUGGCAGGAGCCAUCAAAUGCAGCACAGGGAGAUCUGCCUUGGCUUACAUGAUGUACGGAUGCUACUGUGGACUGGGUGGUCAAGGCUGGCCCAGAGACAAGGCAGACUGGUGUUGCCACAGACAUGAUUGCUGUUAUGGAGAUGCAGAACGUCUUGGCUGCCAAACCAAAACAGAUCAGUAUCAGUGGACGUGUGAGGACAAGACAGCUGAGUGUGAUGAUUUGAAGGACAGAUGUGAAAAGCUGCUGUGCAAGUGUGACAGAGACGCUGCCAAAUGUUUGAGAAAAGCACCAUUCAUCCGGAAAUAUGCCCUAUGGCCAGAUUUCCUCUGUGGUUAUGAACAACCAACGUGUAAUAUUUACUGACACAAUAAAUGCAUCUGCAUGUCACGUUUUCCUUUUGUAAAUAUAACAUGUUACAGUAAUAAUGGGAAUGGCAUUGCUGCAAAAUUCUCAAAGACACUCGAAAUAUUUAGCUUUAGUUUUCUUUUAGUGUUUUCAAUUUCAUAUCAUUAUCAGGCUCUUUUAAUGAAAUCGUGAAAACACAUAAUGAGGUGUGUGAGGAGUAAAACAGUGUUGUGGUUUUGCAGAUACCUUUAUAUCAAAUGUGUUGUUUUAAUAAAAGACAAAACUACUAAUAAAACGUUUAAAGUAAAUGAAAACUACAUUUUGACACACACACACAAACACACACCUCGUGACCGCCUGAAAAGUCCUGAGGAUUACAACUGUAGUUCUCAUAAUGAAAAGGCAACUUGAGCAUUCCUCUGUUGAACCUUAGUCAAGGCUCAGCCAGAAGGUCAAAUGUUAAUCAGUGAGGGAAAGAUCAGAUAGCCGGUCCUCACAACAGUACUUUUAUGUGUUGAAAUACUAUGCAGGGCAUUGGCUUCCUUACAACUGAAGUUGACUCCCUGUGCUUUGGGAAUGUCUGUGACUACACUUCAUUCAUUGGGGUUUUAAAAAAAGCUAUUUGGAAAUUUAGUGAGCUAAUAGGCAAACUGAGGUUUCUUGCUUUUCUAUUUUAAAGUCUGCUAUAAACAGGUUUCUUUCCUUUUUCUAUGAAAUGUGUCAGCUGCAUUGUCAGUGCUAUUUCAGGGACAUGACAACCAGCUGAGAUCUUAUUUAAAAAUGUCAAUGUUGUCUUAAAAAAUUCAGCAAGAAUGAAAGGAAAAGUGUUCAAGACGGUGGUGAGACCAGCGAUGUUGUACAGCUUAGAGACAGUGGCACUGAAGAAAAGACAAGAG
Molecule: messenger RNA, 4149 nt
Organism: Siniperca chuatsi (mandarin fish)
Lineage: Eukaryota; Metazoa; Chordata; Actinopteri; Centrarchiformes; Sinipercidae
Gene: pla2g10
Product: phospholipase A2 group X
Exons: 4
Coding region: 2810-3271 (153 amino acids)
Biological process (GO): arachidonate secretion; phospholipid metabolic process; lipid catabolic process
Molecular function (GO): phospholipid binding; calcium ion binding
Source: RefSeq, a predicted model, not a curated record